Stegostoma tigrinum is the source of this 3578-nucleotide messenger RNA. RefSeq names its product TBC1 domain family, member 20 (gene tbc1d20). Lineage: Eukaryota; Metazoa; Chordata; Chondrichthyes; Orectolobiformes; Stegostomatidae. Gene Ontology annotation, molecular function: GTPase activator activity. The coding region runs from base 242 to 1426 and encodes 394 amino acids. Gene Ontology annotation, biological process: positive regulation of GTPase activity; endoplasmic reticulum to Golgi vesicle-mediated transport. Gene Ontology annotation, cellular component: endoplasmic reticulum membrane. The transcript is spliced from 8 exons. The record is from RefSeq and is a predicted model, not a curated record.
UGACGCGUGACGUGUGCACUCACGCGCGCGCUCGCGCCCCGUGGUUUUUCAAAAAAAAGUCCCCCAACGGACACCCUCCCCCGUCCCCCUCCCCUCCCCCACACAGCGAUUCUUUACCUCAGAGAGGCGGCGGUAGCGGCCUGGCUGGCACACUAUGAAGUCGACUCUGAGAACAGAACACAGCUCAAGCAGUGAAGCCCGGGUUUAAAAUGCGUCUCCUGCUCAGCAGCCUUCCGCUGCGAUGUAUUUGAAGAAAAAUCGAAGUAACUCGAUAAACGGGAUCGGAAAGCAAGACAAUGAAUCAAAAAGAAAGCGAAAGGUAGCAGAAAUCUUCCAAGCUUUAAACAGCUCUCCUGUGGAUGUAGCUGCAUUGAGGAGAAUGGCAAUCAGUGAAGGUGGUCUUCUGACAGAUGAAAUUCGUUGCAAAGUGUGGCCAAAGCUACUUAAUAUAAACACGCAUGAACUACCAUCCAAACCAGGACCAGAACUCCGACAGAACAACAAAGACUAUCAGCAGGUGUUACUGGACGUCCAGCGAUCAUUGCGUCGCUUUCCACCUGGGAUGCCAGAUGCAAAGCGAAAAGAACUUCAAGAAGAGUUGAUCGAUAGCAUUCUGGAGGUACUGAAGAAAAAUCCCCAGCUUCACUAUUACCAAGGUUACCAUGACAUAGUGGUCACCUUCCUUCUGGUUGUAGGUGAGCGAAUGGCAACAGCUCUAGUGGAAAAGCUCUCCACACAUCAUCUCAGGGAUUUUAUGGACCCAACAAUGGACAACACAAAACACAUUUUAAAUUACCUUAUGCCAAUAAUUGAGAAAGUAAAUCCAGAAGUACAUGACUUCAUGCAAAGAGCGGACGUUGGUACUAUCUUCGCUUUGAGUUGGCUCAUAACUUGGUUUGGUCACGUGCUUUCAGACUUCCGGCAUGUGGUUCGGUUGUAUGACUUCUUCCUGGCAUGUCAUCCACUAAUGCCCAUUUAUUUUGCUGCCGUGAUUGUGCUGUACCGCGGAAAUGAGGUCCUGGAGAGUGAAUGUGACAUGGCUGCUGUUCACCAUCUGCUUUCCCAGAUCCCCCAGGACUUGCCAUAUGAGACCCUAAUAAGCCGUGCUGGAGACCUUUUUGUCCAGUUUCCUCCAUCCGAGCUUUCCAGGGAGGUUGCCCAGAAAGAGAGCACCGCUGUCUCAACUUUCAAGGAUUUUGAACUGGUGUCAGCCCAGCAGCGUCCUGAUGCAGUACUCCGGAGGAGGUUCAGAGAACGGCUCCAACAAGAACCAAGAGCAAGAACGAUUGUGGCAAUAACAGGGACCAGGAGGUUGAUAAAACUGGCAGUGAUGGGGCUGACUGUGGCCUUGGGGGCAGCAGCCUAUGCAGUGGUCAAUACUGCACUGGAGUGGGCACCAAAGUUUGAACUACAACUGUUUCCUUGAAGGAAAAACAUUUUUAGCCACUUUACAAAUCACCAACUACAUAAUGGGGCUGGGGCACAGUACUUUUCUUUGUCAUUGCCUUUUAUUUUUAAUUUAAAGUGUGUCAUUAAAGACUGCAAGCUGGAUAGUGUAUAUACUCAGUUAAAGUUAAGAUUGGGUUGAGCACAAGUGUUUUGACUGCCAUUUUGUGAAAUAUUAGCACCAAACAAAGCUGCAAUAUAUUGCAGAAUGUCCAUUUUGUUAUCAGUUUUCAAAAAAAAACCUGGGGAAAUGACCAGUUUAGAAAUAUGUUGAGUUCCCACAUGAUCCGAUGCCAACCUCACCUAUAUUAUCUAGGCAAGAAGUGAAUGUAUUUUGAUUAGAAAAAUUGGAAAGGUCAACUGCCAAAGUUUAUUAGUUUCUGAGAAAGGUCAUCACUGAGCUAUUUGGGGCUUGGCAGAAUUAAAUUGUCUGCUCUCUCAAAUAGACAAUUCAUGCUGAACCAAUUAAACAGUCUAUUUCAUUUGUGAUAGUUGGCAAUAUUGUCCUGUUUGUGUUUUUUUUUUAAACCUAAUUUUGGGACAGUUGUGUUAUUAUGCAGCUUGCUGAACCCUCUUCUAGAAGAUCAGGCCCUAAUCCUAGUUAAAUGACAGCAGACAAAGUUCCAUCUCCAGGGUUGAUGAAAACAUAAGUUUGACAUUCUCCUUGCAUAGUUGGCAAGGCAUCAUUUGUUCAUGUGGUGGUAAAUAUGGCUGAUUUCAUUUCUGAUUUCCAUGGAAUUAACUAAUUCCAGUUAGAUUGACAGCAGUGGAGUAGUACUGUUAGCUACUUGAGAAUCUGGACUGCAGUUCCUGCUGCACAACAUUGUGCAAUGAUGACUGCUGGAAAAUGUGGCGUUGCAAUUGGAAAGAAUCAGGCUUAGCUGAGCUACCUUCUCUUACUUGAAUGGAAUGCUAACAUUCACCAAUUAAUAAAGAAUAAUCACUUUGGUUAUUACCUCUGUGUUGCACUGCAGCAAGAACCAACAUCUUGCAAAAUAGUUUAUCUUAUUUUAAGUAGCUUAUCCCUUUAUAGAAUCAAAUGACAGAAUGAGAGCUCCAAUCUGAAACUUAGCUCCACCAUUUUGAAGUGUAGCAAAUAGAAGUAUUUUGGUCCAAUCGGGGAGCAAUUCAAGUUUUGGGUUUCAGCCAUCGUGUGGACAAGACAUCAUCAACAAAAAUGGCAAGCUGAUAGGCCAAGUGUUUUAUUAAUGCACCUUAGCUACAAGCAGCUUAUCAGAAGUGUUUUAAAUUGUUACAUAUUGCAUCCUUAAUAUUGGUGUGUCAAUCACACUAACCUCAGUACAAGGCUUCUUACUUUGUAAAGCUAACUCUUCUUAGGCUAUAUGACUUGAGACUCUGGUAUGAAGAAAUAAUGUCUUGAUGUACUGUUAGUCUUGACAUGCAAUACACAGAUCUUUAAACUUGAUGCCUGUUUUUCUCAGUUACAAGAUUUAUUUAUAGUCUUGUAAAGCACCCAAUCGCUUGUAGAACUGACAUUUGUGCUUUUGUACUUGUUUUAAUUCUUUUUCAUGUUUUCUUCCUGCUCUUCUCAUUGUUGCGCAUAUGGCACCUUUUGAUGGGAGCCUCAGCGAUGUGGAUCUUGACAUUCUCAUUAGGAGCAAGUGACUGUGUUAUGAGUUGCUUUUUCCUUCAAAUGCUGGUCAUUCCUGAGUUCCUUGACCGAGACAGGCAACUGGGAGGAACCUGAUUGCUGUUAUUCGAUGCAUAAAUGAGAAACCAGUAAGCCAUGAUGCUAGUGUAACUUUUCCAUUUGGUAGCCCUCUCUUUCUGGUCCUUGAUUUCACAAUGAAGAGCAAAAUUCAUAGUUAAUAAUUUAGCACAAUGUUUUGUUGGGUCAGUGUUCACUUGUUUUCCAGAUGUAUUCUGAAUUGGAUUAUUGUUUUGGUUUGUGAUUAGUUUAUGCCAGUUCAAGAAAAGAUUGCCACUACUGAAGAAUUUCUUAACUGUGUUUAAAUUGUAAAUUUUCCAAAUAGAAAAGACCACUAGGUGAAUAGAUGUGUCCCUUUCUACAUAAAUCAGUGAGUUGACUUAAGCUUUUGAUCUCUUCACCCUGAUGAUUAAAUCAAUUUCUCUCACUCGCACCCUCGCCCACCCUUGUGGUAUGCUCUCAC